This is a messenger RNA of Leguminivora glycinivorella, 3189 nucleotides long. RefSeq names its product glycine dehydrogenase (decarboxylating), mitochondrial. Gene Ontology annotation, cellular component: mitochondrion; glycine cleavage complex. Gene Ontology annotation, molecular function: pyridoxal phosphate binding; glycine dehydrogenase (decarboxylating) activity; glycine binding. Bases 79 to 3075 code for a protein of 998 amino acids. The transcript is spliced from 18 exons. The record is from RefSeq and is a predicted model, not a curated record. NCBI's taxonomy places the organism in Eukaryota, Metazoa, Arthropoda, Insecta, Lepidoptera, Tortricidae. Gene Ontology annotation, biological process: glycine decarboxylation via glycine cleavage system.
CCACUGUCGCUUUCAUAAGACGUACCGUACAGCAUGUUAAGAUUUUAUAUUAUAACUGAACUUUAAUAAAUUAUAAAAAUGUACCGAUUACUUAAACGUGGUGUCGUAACUGGGAGCAAAUUAAAUGGUUUUAACUCAUCAAAUCUAGGGAGAGGGUGUCGUUGUUUGACUACCCAGGAUGCGAAGGCGGACAUUCUGUUCCCGGAAAGGGUGGAUUUUCCGAGCAGGCACAUUGGACCCAGGGACCAAGAUAUUGUGACCAUGCUGGAUCUUUUGGGAUACAAGAGUUUGGACCAGUUGACAAACGAUGCGGUACCUAAGCAAAUCCAGUUGCAAGGUCUUAUGGACAUCACUGAGCCUAUGAGCGAAUACGAUCUCAUCGAAAGAGUGCGCAAACUGGCUGAAAAUAAUCAAAUAUGGCGUUCAUACAUUGGUAUGGGCUAUCACAACUGUGCUGUGCCCCAUACGAUCAUGAGGAACAUGUUCGAAAAUCCUGGAUGGACGACGCAGUACACUCCUUACCAGCCCGAAGUGGCUCAAGGAAGACUGGAAAGCCUCCUUAACUACCAGACCAUGGUGAGCGAUCUCACUGGCUUAGAUGUUGCCAACGCAUCGCUGCUUGAUGAAGGCACUGCUGCUGCUGAAGCCCUUUCCCUUUGCCAUAGACACAACAAAAGGAACAAGUUCGUAGUAUCAGAGCGCCUUCACCCUCAAACUUUAGCAGUCGUACAAACGCGCUUAGAUGCUCUGGGUUUGGAGGUGAUGGUUGUUCCCGACGUACGACAGGCAGAUUUCGCGCAGAGAGACAUCUCUGCUGUUCUUUUACAAUGCCCUGAUACCAGGGGCUUAGUUUAUGAUUAUUCUGGAUUGGCUGCUGCUGUACAGGAACAUGGAACAUUAGUCGUAGUAGCAACGGAUCUUCUAGCCAUGGCUCUGCUCAGGCCUCCAGCGGAGUGCGGCGCCGCCCUUGCCGUGGGUACUUCUCAACGGUUGGGAGUCCCACUUGGCUAUGGAGGUCCCCAUGCUGGAUUCUUCGCGGCAGAACAUCCGUUGGUACGGCUCAUGCCUGGUCGCAUGGUGGGCGUGACGAGAGACGCUGCUGGACGAGAUGCCUAUAGGUUAGCCCUUCAAACUAGAGAGCAGCAUAUCCGUCGAGAUAAGGCGACAUCCAACAUCUGCACCGCUCAAGCGCUUUUGGCGAACAUGUCUGCGAUGUACGCCGUCUACCACGGCCCUCAGGGGCUCAGGGACAUUGCCAUUCGAGUCCAUAACGCUACUCUAGUACUUGAUCAAGGUAUCAGACAACGUGGUCACAAGCAAUCUAACGAAGUAUACUUCGAUACAUUACACAUCGUACCCCACGCUAACCAUGACGCUAGUGCCAUCAAAGAGAGAGCUCAACAGAAGAAGAUCAAUCUUCGGUACUUCGACGACGGCGCUGUUGGUGUAGCAUUAGAUGAGACCACCACUAUGCAGGAUGUGGAUGAUCUGCUGUGGAUAUUUGAUUGUCAAAAUGUUGAAGAGGUAAAGAAAAAUGAAGAUGCAGUGAAAUCUCGCAGCGUACUCAAGGGUCCGUUCAGAAGGACGUCUCCUUACCUAACGCACCCUGUUUUCAACAUGCACCACUCGGAAACUAAGCUGGUGCGGUACAUGAAGCGACUAGAGAAUAAGGACAUAUCUUUGGUCCACUCUAUGAUUCCUUUGGGCUCCUGUACUAUGAAACUGAACUCCACCACGGAGAUGAUGCCAUGCUCGUUCAAGCACUUCACCGACAUUCAUCCGUUCGCGCCGCUGGAUCAGUGCCAGGGAUACCACACGCUGUUUGAGGAACUGGCCAACGACUUGUGUGCGAUCACCGGAUACGACCGAGUUUCAUUCCAGCCAAACAGCGGCGCCCAAGGUGAAUACGCGGGCCUACGUACCAUAAAGCGCUACCACGAGUUCCGCGGCGACGCGGGCCGGAACAUCUGCCUGAUCCCCGUGAGUGCGCACGGCACGAACCCUGCGUCUGCGCACAUGGCCGGGAUGCUGGUGUGUGCUAUCCGAGUCAAACCCUCCGGAGAUAUUGAUAUGGAGCAUCUCAAAGACAAGGUUGAAGAGCACAGCAAGAAGCUAUCAUGCCUGAUGUUGACGUACCCUAGCACGUUCGGUGUGUUCGAGGAGCAGGCCGCCGACGUAUGCGCUCUGGUGCACAAGCACGGUGGCCAGGUGUACUUGGACGGCGCCAAUAUGAAUGCUCAGGUUGGUCUGUGUCGUCCAGGCGAUUAUGGCAGCGAUGUGUCCCAUCUUAACCUGCACAAGACCUUCUGUAUCCCCCACGGAGGUGGCGGUCCAGGCAUGGGACCUAUUGGAGUGAAAGCUCACCUAGCGCCUUUCCUGCCUUCACAUCCGGUUGUAGACCCUCUGGCGGACUUGGGUGACGCCGCUCACAGUUUUGGUUCGGUGAGCGCAGCGCCUUAUGGUUCUUCAGCCAUCUUGCCAAUUUCCUGGGCAUAUAUUAAGAUGAUGGGCCCUAAAGGCCUAAAGCGAGCGACGCAAGUGGCCAUCCUGAAUGCGAACUACAUGUCUCGGAGGCUCGAGGGCCAUUACAAAACCCUGUAUAAGGGCGAGAGGGGGCUGGUGGCGCACGAGUUCAUCAUCGACGUGAGAGAUCUUAAGAAGACUGCUAACAUCGAGCCUGGUGACAUCGCGAAGAGAUUAAUGGACUAUGGAUUCCACGCCCCUACCAUGUCGUGGCCAGUAGCAGGGACCCUAAUGAUAGAGCCUACGGAAUCCGAGGACCUGCAGGAACUAGAUCGGUUCUGUGACGCGCUCAUCCAAAUUAGGAAAGAAAUCAAAGAUAUUGAGGAUGGAGUCAUGGAUAAACGGCUCAAUCCAUUGAAGAUGGCACCUCAUACGCAAGAAGCUGUGAUAUCAGAAGACUGGAACAGGCCCUACAGCAGAGCACAAGCAGCAUUCCCUGCCCUGUUCGUGAAGGGCGAGACGAAGAUCUGGCCAACAGUUGGUCGCAUCGACGAUAUGUACGGCGACAAGCAUCUCGUCUGCACGUGUCCUCCGGUCCUUGACGACUUCUGAUCACUUAUUUAUUAUUAACAUAGUUUUAAGAUUAAAAUAAAGACAAUCGGUCGCAUAAUAAUAUGUAUAUUUUGUCAAUAUUGCUGUAGAAUAAAUAUUUCCCUCUAACAACAA